This is a messenger RNA of Oncorhynchus tshawytscha (Chinook salmon), 3141 nucleotides long. RefSeq names its product procollagen-lysine, 2-oxoglutarate 5-dioxygenase 1a (gene plod1a). NCBI's taxonomy places the organism in Eukaryota, Metazoa, Chordata, Actinopteri, Salmoniformes, Salmonidae. Bases 107 to 2305 code for a protein of 732 amino acids. The transcript is spliced from 19 exons. The record is from RefSeq and is a predicted model, not a curated record. Gene Ontology annotation, molecular function: procollagen-lysine 5-dioxygenase activity; L-ascorbic acid binding; iron ion binding. Gene Ontology annotation, cellular component: endoplasmic reticulum. Gene Ontology annotation, biological process: peptidyl-lysine hydroxylation.
GUCAAUCAAAUCUGGAAACACUUUAAGUACACAACUGUUUGACUAAAAUCAUAUGGUAUCGCCAAGGAAGUGUUAGGCUGAGGAUUGGUGAAGAUUUAACCCGAAAAUGAGAGCUUUUUCCUUAUUAAUAUUGGCCUGGAUGUCCUUGCUUGUGGUUUUACCAGUGAUACGUUGUAAAGAACAGCGAGAACUAUCCGAAGGCAACCUUUUAGUUGUGACUGUUGCGACCAAAGAAACAGAUGGCUUCAGGCGUUUCAUGAGGUCUGCCCGACACUUUAACUACACUAUCAAGGUGCUUGGCAGAGGGGAGCCAUGGAAAGGUGGGGACUAUAUGACCGAGCCAGGAGGGGGUCAGAAAGUGCGCCUUCUUAAAGCUGGUUUGCAGGAGAUGGAGGAAGACAAGGUUGUCCUCUUCAUUGACAGCUAUGAUGUUGUCUUCGCCUCCGGUCCCAAAGAGCUGCUGAAGAAGUUCCAGCAGACAAGACACAAGGUGGUCUUCUCUGCAGAGACCCUCAUCUGGCCCGACAGACACUUGGAGGACAAGCACCCCCACUUCCGAGAGGGGAAGAGGUUUUUGGGCUCAGGGGGAUUCAUUGGCUAUGUUCCUAACCUCAAAGAGAUGGUUGCUGACUGGACAGGGGAGGACAGUGACAGUGAUCAACUUUUCUUCACCAAGAUUUAUAUCAACCCAGAGAAAAGAAAAUCCAUCAAUAUAACACUGGACAACAGAUGCCGAAUGUUUCAUAAUCUUCAUGGAUCCCUUGAUGAGGUGGUGUUGAAGUUUGAGGACGGGCAAGUGCGGGCCAGAAAUGUGUUGUAUGAUACAUUACCUGUCGUUAUUCAUGGCAACGGGCCCACCAAGCUCCAGAUCAACUACUUAAGCAACUACAUCCCCACAGUGUGGACGUUUGAGACGGGAUGCAGUGUGUGUCUUGAGGACCUGCGGCCACUCUCAGGACUCAAGGAGAGCGAAUACCCACUGGUGGUUAUUGGAAUCUUCAUCCAGCAGCCCACCCCCUUUGUCAGUGUGUUCUUUGAGACCUUGCUCAAACUGGAAUACCCAAAGAACCGACUCAAACUCUUCAUCUACAACCAGGAGCAGCACCACGAGGUAGCGGUCAGCUCUUUCCUGAAGGACCAUAGGAAAGAGUACCAGGAUGUUAAGGUCAUCGGGCCUGAGGAGAACAUGGACAGGGUGGCUUCCCGCAACCUCGGCCUUGAUAUGUGCCGACAGGACAAGGACUGUGAGUAUUUCUUCAGCGUGGAUAUCGAAGUGGUUCUGAAGAACAAGGACACCCUAAAGAUUCUCAUCGAGCAAAAUGAGCCUAUAAUUGCACCCAUGAUAACCCGAGAAGGCCGCCUGUGGACCAACUUCUGGGGAGCACUCAGUGCUGAUGGUUACUACGCUAGGUCGGAGGACUAUGUGGACAUUGUGCAAGGACGCAGAGUUGGUGUGUGGAAUGUCCCCUACCUGACCAAGGUGUACCUGGUGAAGGCCAGCCUCCUUCACGAGGAGCUCUCCAACAACGACCUCUUCAGCUCGGGCACUCUGGACCUCGACAUGGCCUUCUGUCACAACGCCAGAAACAAAGGAGUCUUCAUGUAUGUUACGAAUAUGCACACCUUUGGACGGAUGCUGUCGACAGAAAACUACCAGAUGAGCCAUCUCCACAACGAUUUGUGGCAGAUCUUUGAAAACCCUAAGGAUUGGGAGGAGCGUUACAUCCAUGAGAACUACACAAAGAUAAUGAGAGACAAACUGAUUGAAACACCUUGCCCUGAUGUAUACUGGUUCCCGCUAUUCUCUGAUAUUGGAUGUGACCACAUUGUUCAAGAAAUGGAAAACUUUGGACAGUGGUCAGGUGGCCGAAAUACGGACACAAGGAUCCAGGGUGGCUAUGAGAAUGUCCCCACCAUUGAUAUCCACAUGACUCAAAUCAAUUAUGAGAAAGAGUGGCAGAAGCUUCUGUUGGAUUACAUAGCCCCAAUCACAGAGACAAUGUAUCCUGGAUACUACACCAAGGCUCAGUUUGACUUGGCGUUUGUAGUUAGAUAUAAGCCAGACGAGCAGCCCUUUUUAAGGCCACACCAUGACGCGUCCACAUUUACUAUAAAUAUUGCACUCAAUCAAAAAGUGCUUGAUUACCAGGGUGGGGGAUGCAGGUUCAUACGGUAUAACUGCUCCGUCGAGGCACCCCGCAAAGGCUGGGCCCUCAUGCACCCUGGACGGCUCACCCACUAUCACGAGGGCCUGCGAACCACUGCAGGCACUCGAUACAUCGCAGUGUCAUUUGUGGACCCCUGAGUGCCAAUGGCAAUGUGCUGCCACUUCCAGGUGUCAGCUGUUGUUUCUAUGGUGCCUUUACUGAACGUUUGUUAAUUCAGGAAAACUCCAUUAGCCAAAUCCAAGUGGGCGUUGCGGGAGACCUUUUCUCUUGAAACCCCUUUCCACUGAAAGUCAUUUGAAACUUUUGUGAGACAAAUGUACUGUUUUAGUAUUAUUAUUUUAACUGUCAAAAUAACUUGAUUCAAGACACUCCUACAUACAGUAUGAGGCAAUAAGAAUAACUUUAUUUGUAAAGUGCCCUUCAUUUCUAAAUACACUCCUAAUACAGUAUGCAAUGCACCAUGGUCUUGGAGAUUAUUAAAACAUCUGUCCUAUUUAUUAUUUUGAUAUUUGUAUAAAAGGAGUUUAUUCCAAAGAUUCCGUGUGGCUUUUCGAAUGUGUAAUAUCUAAAGAACACAGCUCGUAACACAUUCUCAGGCCCCUUGUCAUUUUCAUGUUGAAAACAAGUCCAUGUUCAGCACCCAAACAUUGUCGAUGCAAUGAAUAGAGCCGACAUGAGUCCUUAUUCUACAUGUCAGACAGGCAUGUUUGUUCUACAUUGCCUACUUCUAUCAGAAUGUUCCAAAACGUUGCAUCCUGCUGAAAGCGCACCAGAACAUAUACUGUAUGUUUCUCUUAAAUAACUAUACAUUUUUUUAACAUUCCAUGACAAAUAAUCAUUGAGGACAAAGUUUGACUGAAUUGAUCUGAUGCUGCCUGGGCAUACUCUGAAGAAUGUUGUAAACACUAGUAGAGAUAGUUGUGAGAAUUUAUAUUUUGGUCAUUUGUCAAUAAAACACUGAACCAAACUAUGA